AUGGAGGACGAUAGUAGCGUUACUGUGGAUUUAUUCGAAUUAAAACCCUGCUGUGAAAUCGCUUCACGUUUACAUGAGAAUGAGGAGAUAAGCAGCACCGGAGGAUCUUCUUCACAAAUAUUUGUGGGUACCAACCAAGGUAGAAUAGUCCAUGUAAAGCGGCAUCGAAAAGCGUUUAAAGUUGCUGGAAAUCUGGAAUUGCCACUUAAACGAGAAGUACGACAAAUAGAGUUUGCUUCUGCUCUCGACAUUCUGUUAGUUUUGUGUGAUAACAUAUUAUUCGAGAUUGGACUGGAUUCCUUUGAGAUCUUGUCCAAUCGCUCAGGUGUGCAAUGCGUAACCGUGAAUUCGAAUCCGGAUGUGGUUGACGCAUUCUGUUUGCAAACAGCUGUAGCCACAACUUCGAAGCAAAUCCUUAUCUGUGAGCGUCGAAAUGGGAAAACGGAAGUUGUACAAAAGUUCAAUACUAAUGGUGUGGUCACUGCAAUGGCUUUUUCAAGGCUCACAAUAUGUUUUGCCUCUACUGGAAUGUACAAUAUCUACUACAUGGAUAGAAAAGAACUUAUGCCAUUGUUUCCAUUCGAUUCGGAAGCUGUAAAACCUUGCAUAUGUAGCGUCGAAACGGAUUUUCUUAUGGCUGGUGUGGAUGGCCUUCUCAUAUCUGUGAGUGAGCAAGGUGUAUCAGCCCGGCCGCCAACAGUGAUUCCAUCUACAUGCUUUGAUGUAUUCGUAUACAAUUCUCCAUAUGUAUACGUCAGAUCGGUGAAAGACAUAUGGAUCGUUAGUAUUGAAGAGGCGAAAAUCACGCAAACGCUCAAAAUUGAAGAUGGCAGGGUGCUCUGCUCGUUAGAUGGCUCAAUUAUUGCUGCUAGCUGUCAUGACUUAUUCACAAUUUCUAUGACAUCCCUGGAGAGACAGGCUGACGUGUUAAUAUCGAAUCACAAGUAUGAAGAAGCACUACAGUUGUACGAAAAGCAUCUGAUGCAACAUUUCGACGACGAAACCUUAUUUACUUUCAUGGAGCUUAAAAAGACCAUUGCUUUCAAAUAUCUGAAGGAGCGCUCGUUCGAAAAAGCUGCCGAACUUCUUAUUUCUGCAGAAGUUGACCCCAAAGAGCUUACUACGCAGUUCCCUUGGCCACCAAGUGAGAAUGACGAAAAUUCAGAUGACUAUAAAUUUUUUGAGGAGUACCUACUGCAAAUCCGCGAUUUGCAAUUUGCCGCGCAUUCACGCUCAUUUAUCGACUCAUGUCUUCUCAAGUUAUAUGUCGCCAGGAACGAUCCAGAAUCAGUAUUUCACGUGAAGGAUUACAGUGCAGACCUAUCUGAAAGUGCUACCUUCUUAGAAGAUUCUGGAAAUCAUCAUCAUGCAGCGAGAAUGUGGAUUAUGGCCGGAAAAGAAGCAAAAGCUUGGGAAAUCUGGAAACAUCUUUUCUGCGGGGAUCUUACAGAUACGAAAUUCGUACCAGGUCAAGUACUGGACCUUAUACCUAGUAUCAAGGAGAAAGAGCUCCUAAAGGAGGUCCUUUCGUGGAUGUUAUCUCAGUAUCCUGAUGAAUGUCUGAAGGUGAUCUUGAAUAGCUCUUGUUUGAAUCAAUCGGAGACCAAAAGUCUUUUGGAAGGUGAUGCGAAGCUCUGGCGAAUUUAUCUUGAGAGUUUGCCGCCUUCCAAGGAAACAACCAAGAAUUUAUGCGAAAUCUACAUCAAGGAGUUACUUAGCGGAGAUGUCAGCUCCCGUCACCGCUUUCGACGUCUGCUACUGAAACUAAGCCAGCCUGAGAGAACCGCAAUCUACAACCGGCUUCCAGAAGCCUAUGGGGUGGAGAGACUUCUUUGCGAUAGUAGUCAAUCCGCUGCUGAUGUUUUGGACAAGGUGAUCACUACUUAUCACGACUACGAUGCGGCUGAGCUCAUAUGUUCACAUUUCUCGCGGACACAACCUGAUAUCUGCCUCAAUUUGCUCAAAUAUGUGAAAGUAGACAACUCGGAUUCGAAAUCGACCACAGAUGCUGAAGCUCGCAUACGAUCGUUAUUGAAAUGUAUGGGUGAUGCUGUCGAUUCAAAGAAAGUGAUUCAAGUUUUACCUCCAUCUACUGGCAUAGAUCAGGUUGCGGAUUACCUGAAGCGGUCAGUUGCCAUCAUUCAGAAAGAAAAGGAAACAGCACAAUCAAAGAUUGCACUAUUGGAUAGAGGCAUCCAAUUAGAAAAAUCCAGAUUGCCCAAUAAGAAAAUUGUGAUAGAAGAUAAAACCAUCUGCCUGGUUUGCAAGGAAGCCAUAACCAGCAGCGAUGUUCUUUCUUACCUCAGUACUGGAUAUGUUAUACAUAGUAAAUGUAUGAAACACGAGAACCUAUGCCCUCUAACAAAUGCGAUUCUAACUCUACCUGAUUGAAGUUCAUAUCAAGAUUAUGUGCAGAAAUUAUAUGAUGCUUAUAAAUAUUUAUUUAUAA
Cylicocyclus nassatus is the source of this 2449-nucleotide messenger RNA. NCBI's taxonomy places the organism in Eukaryota, Metazoa, Nematoda, Chromadorea, Rhabditida, Strongylidae. The record is from the annotation of a GenBank genome assembly.